This is a messenger RNA of Balaenoptera ricei (Rice's whale), 5208 nucleotides long. It is a transcript of the gene GRIP1, whose product is annotated as glutamate receptor interacting protein 1. Gene Ontology annotation, biological process: neurotransmitter receptor transport, endosome to postsynaptic membrane. Gene Ontology annotation, molecular function: nuclear glucocorticoid receptor binding. Lineage: Eukaryota; Metazoa; Chordata; Mammalia; Artiodactyla; Balaenopteridae. Bases 210 to 3629 code for a protein of 1139 amino acids. The record is from RefSeq and is a predicted model, not a curated record. The transcript is spliced from 25 exons.
GUUUGAGGCGAGCGCGGGGCGCGCGGCGCCGCCUCGAUGCGCCCGGGAGACGCCUCGGCGCCCCAGCCCAGCUGAACAGCCCCGAGAGCGCCGCGGCCGGCCCGGGAGGGCGAGUGGGAAGGCGCGGGGAGGCGCGGCCAGCCCCGGGAGACGGAGAGCGAGCGGGCGAGGAGGAGCGAGCCCGAGAGCGAGCGCAGGGAGCAGACACCAUGCCGGGCUGGAAGAAGAAUAUCCCCAUCUGCUUGCAGGCGGAAGAGCAGGAGAGAGAUGAGAGUCCCUACACUAAAUCCGCCAGCCAGACAAAGCCGCCUGAUGGAGCAUUGGCUGUGAGGAGACAGAGCAUCCCAGAGGAAUUCAAGGGCUCCACCGUGGUUGAACUGAUGAAGAAGGAAGGCACUACCCUCGGGCUGACGGUCUCGGGUGGAAUUGACAAGGACGGCAAGCCGAGAGUAUCUAAUCUGCGGCAGGGAGGAAUUGCUGCUAGAAGUGAUCAGCUGGAUGUGGGUGACUAUAUCAAAGCAGUGAAUGGCAUCAACCUGGCCAAAUUCCGCCACGAUGAGAUCAUCAGCUUGCUGAAGAAUGUCGGGGAAAGAGUGGUUCUUGAAGUUGAGUAUGAGCUGCCGCCAGUCUCUGUUCAAGGAUCGAGUGUUAUUUUCCGAACGGUGGAGGUCACGUUACAUAAAGAAGGCAAUACCUUUGGUUUUGUAAUACGAGGGGGAGCACAUGAUGAUAGAAAUAAAUCUCGUCCGGUUGUAAUAACAUGUGUUCGUCCUGGAGGGCCUGCUGACAGAGAGGGCACAAUCAAACCUGGUGAUAGGUUGCUCAGUGUGGAUGGAAUUCGGCUUCUUGGAACCACACAUGCUGAGGCCAUGAGUAUUCUCAAACAGUGUGGGCAAGAAGCGACGCUGCUGAUCGAAUAUGAUGUCUCGGUCAUGGAUUCUGUGGCAACAGCAUCCGGGCCACUACUAGUUGAAGUUGCCAAAACUCCUGGUGCCAGCCUUGGUGUGGCCCUGACUACCUCGAUGUGCUGUAACAAACAGGUCAUUGUCAUAGACAAAAUCAAAUCUGCAAGUAUCGCAGACAGAUGUGGUGCUCUGCACGUGGGCGAUCACAUCCUGUCCAUCGACGGGACCAGCAUGGAGUACUGUACGCUCGCAGAAGCAACCCAGUUCCUGGCCAACACCACCGACCAGGUCAAGCUUGAGAUUCUUCCCCAUCAUCAGACCCGCCUGGCCCUGAAGGGACCUGACCAUGUGAAAAUUCAGAGGAGCGACAGGCAACCUCCCUGGGAUUCCUGGGCCAGCGACCACUGCAGUCUUCACACCUACCAUCACUAUAAUACGUACCACCCUGACCAUUGCAGAGCGCCAGCCCUGACAUUCGCGAAAGCACCUCCUCCAAACAGCCCUCCAGCUUUGUCUUCAUCCUUCUCUCCUACCUCCACGAGUGCAUACAGCCUGAGUUCCCUGAACAUGGGGACUUUGCCUCGAAGCCUCUACUCCACUAGCCCACGUGGAACCAUGAUGAGGAGGAGGUUGAAAAAGAAAGACUUCAAAAGCUCACUGUCAUUAGCCUCCAGUACGGUGGGCUUGGCUGGGCAGGUCGUUCACACAGAAACCACAGAGGUUGUGCUCACAGCAGAUGCUGUCACAGGAUUUGGGAUUCAGCUGCAGGGCAGUGUGUUUGCCACAGAGACCCUCUCCUCUCCACCUCUGAUUUCCUAUAUUGAAGCUGACAGCCCGGCAGAGAGAUGUGGGGUGCUACAGAUUGGAGACAGAGUGCUGGCCAUUAAUGGAAUUCCAACUGAAGACAGCACCUUUGAGGAAGCCAGUCAGCUGCUCCGAGACUCUUCAAUCACAAGCAAGGUCACACUGGAAAUUGAGUUCGAUGUUGCAGAGUCUGUCAUCCCGAGUAGUGGAACAUUUCAUGUAAAGCUCCCUAAGAAACACAGUGUGGAACUUGGAAUAACCAUAAGUUUACACUUGAGUAAUAUGGCAGGAUCCUAUGAAGAGUGGUGUCUUCUCACUGCACCAUCCAGUAGAAAACCAGGAGACCCCCUGGUCAUAUCAGAUAUCAAGAAAGGCAGUGUGGCACACAGAACGGGAACCCUGGAACUUGGGGAUAAAUUACUUGCCAUAGAUAACAUCAGGCUGGACAACUGUUCCAUGGAAGAUGCAGUUCAGAUCCUCCAGCAGUGUGAAGACUUGGUGAAGCUGAAAAUCCGCAAAGAUGAAGAUAAUUCAGAAACCAAUUACGACUCGGCAUUUAUUGCAGAUGAGCAAGAAAGUUCCGGAGCAAUUAUUUACACCGUGGAGCUGAAGCGCUAUGGGGGGCCCCUUGGCAUCACGAUUUCAGGAACUGAAGAGCCUUUUGAUCCUAUAAUCAUUUCAAGCCUCACUAAAGGAGGGUUAGCUGAAAGAACUGGCGCGAUCCACAUAGGAGACCGAAUCCUUGCCAUCAAUAGCAGCAGCUUGAAAGGGAAGCCUCUGAGUGAAGCCAUCCACUUGUUACAGAUGGCAGGAGAGACUGUCACCUUGAAAAUUAAGAAGCAGACAGAUGCCCAGUCAGCGUCAAGUCCCAAGAAAUUCCCCAUUGCCAGCCACCUGAGUGACCUGGGAGAUGUGGAGGACCCGUCUCCAGCACAGAAGCCAGGCAAACUCACCGAUACGUACCCCUCCACUGUGCCCAGCGUGGACAGUGCCGUGGACUCGUGGGAUGGCUCAGGAAUAGAAGGCAGCUAUGGGAAUCAAGGCACUGGCUUUCAGGCCUCAGGCUACAACUUCAACACCUAUGACUGGAGGAGUCCCAAACAGAGAGGCAGUUUGUCCCCAGUCACUAAGCCUCGAAGCCAGACUUACCCAGAUGUGGGGCUGAGUAACGAAGACUGGGACCGGUCCACAGUCAGUGGUUUUACAGGGGCUCCGGACAGCGCAGAGGCCGAGCAAGAGGAGAACUUCUGGUCCCAAGCGCUAGAGGAUUUGGAAACCUGUGGACAAUCAGGAAUUCUCAGAGAACUCGAGGCAACAAUCAUGUCGGGGAGCACGAUGAGUUUGAAUCACGAGGCCCCUACACCUCGCAGUCAGCUGGGGCGACAGGCCAGCUUCCAGGAACGGAGCAGCUCACGGCCACACUACAGCCAGACCACUCGGAGCAACACUCUGCCCUCGGAUGUGGGCAGGAAGUCUGUCACCCUGAGAAAAAUGAAGCAGGAAAUGAAGGAGAUCAUGUCCCCAACUCCUGUGGAGCUGCACAAGGUGACCUUGUACAAGGGCUCUGACAUGGAGGACUUCGGGUUCAGUGUAGCAGACGGCUUGCUGGAGAAAGGAGUAUAUGUCAAAAAUAUUCGCCCAGCUGGGCCAGGAGAUCUUGGUGGCUUAAAGCCCUACGACAGGCUCUUACAGAUUAAUCAUGUCCGAACGAGAGACUUUGACUGCUGCCUUGUUGUGCCCCUCAUAGCAGAAUCUGGUAAUAAGCUGGACCUGGUUAUUAGUAGAAACCCCCUGGCUUCACAGAAGUCCAUAGAACAGACUCUACCAGGAGGAGAAUGGAGUGAACAGAACAGUGCUUUUUUCCAGCAGUCGAGCCACGGUGGUAAUUUGGAGAUACGAGAACCCACUAAUACAUUAUAGCGAUGCUUUUUAUAAAGCAGGACGAAAGACAAUAUCUACAUGGUGCUAAAAAAAAAAUCCCUUUAAGAAAGAUUUCUGUGAUAUUUGAAGCACAGAUAAUCAUGUGGCAUUAACUGCAAGCACAGGGGUCUUUUCAAUCUCAUGGCUCAUGUUCACUUCCCCUUUCAAGUUGAAGAGGUUUCUUUGUUGUUGAUCACUAUGGUAUAUGACAGGCAAUCCCCUGCCAAGACCAAGGGUAGAGAAAAAAAAAGAAAAACAGCUAGGCCACCCCUCUCUACAGUUAACAUCAGAGGAAAUUUUUUACAAGUCCAUCUUCCUAUUCCUUUUUAAAAAGAGAAAUAUCUGUUUGAAAAUGUUCUCUAUGAUAAUUUCCUUCAUUCACUUUGAAAUCAGUUUCUUACUACAAAGUCAUUCAUGUAAGAAUUUAACCAACAAGGCUUUUCAUAAAGCUGGCUCUACUAGGAGAACUAGUUUGGUGAACUGCUGGGACUGCUGCUAUGGGAGGGGUACAGGUAUAAAAUCAUCUUACAACGUUUCAGCAAUGAUGCACGUAGGCGACCAUAAUAGGUGGUGGUAAAUGUUUUGCCCAAGUAUAGGAAUGAUUUUAACUAAGAUGUAUGCGAUUCCCUAUGCAACAAAUUAUCAAACAGGAUAUGUCUUGUGACCUGUUUUUUUUUUUAAGGACACAUUUUUAAUAGCUGAAAAAUCUCUGAUAAUGAAUUAGGGUGUUUGUUUAGCAACACUGAGAAUUAGUUAUCUUAUUUUUAAAAUUCAAGACUAAGAAUUUGAGAAUGAAGAGUCUAUUAAAAUGAGGUUUAUCUUGAUAGGCAAAUCAAACUCAUACUGCUUGACAUGUUUUGAAAACUGAUUAUAUUGAGGGGUGUACAGCACAUGUACUUAAAAAUGACACUGGACUGUCUUUUGUUCUGAGCCAUGCCACUUACUGAAAUUGUAAAUACAUUUUUCACAAAAUGCAUUGCCAAUUAUUACCAUCCCUCAAAGCAAUAAAUUGUGACAGUUGCUUUUAAUGUUUGUCAGCAACUGUUUUCAUUUGUUUUGUUCAGAUAUUUUGAAUAGUUGUUAUACUAAUAACUGUUAUUUGGUGAAUAUAAAAAAAAAUAGAUCUGUAAAUUGUAGAAUCUCCAUACUGAAACAGUUAUUUUCCAAACAAACAUUUUUAUUUUGUUCAGUAAUCCAAACAACUGCUUAGGUAAAGCAUUUGAACACUGUGUCCUUUGUUUAAGGAAAAAAUUCACCUUGCUUUCUUUUUUGUGCAAAGAAAUAUAUUAUUAUUUCAAUCAUAGUUCAGAACUGCCAGGGCAAGAAAGUAUAAAGCAGAAUCGUGUUAAGGAAAAAAAAAAAAAGAUCAUGAGGAGUCACUUAAAUAUGUAUUUUUGUUUGUAACAAACAAGUAUUAAACUGUAAAGUAUUUUUGUACAAAUUUAAUACUUUAAUAGCAUGGUAUUUAUCGUCUAUGUAUGGUUUUGGGGAAUUAAAAAUUGUUGCAAAUAUUUGUAUGGGGAAAAAAAACCCUCUACCAAAUGGAAUAAACAGUGAUUUUAAAAAGCCAAAAGAAAAA